CCCAGGCUGUGAUACCUACUAGGCAUUCGCCUGGUGUCCUGUGUCUGCCUGCUCAACAUUUGUCUGCUGACAGGAAGCCCUUUCUUGUCCCUGACGGAAGCUCUCUGAGGCCAGCUGCGGCCGUGGAGGUGCAAGGAGUCCAGGCAGGCCAGCCGGAUGAGCGGGGAGUGGGGGCAUCAGGGCCAGACCCUGAUCUGGGCUGUUUGGGUCCUUGCAGCUGCCACCGAGGGGCCAGCCGCGGAUGCACCGAUGAGGAGCACCAGGCUGGGAUGGGUCCGGGGGAAGCAAGCCAUUGUGCUGGGAAGCACCAUGCCUGUGAACAUGUUCCUUGGGAUCCCCUACGCUGCGCCCCCUCUAGGACCCCUGCGAUUUAAGAAACCAAAGCCUGCCUUGCCCUGGAAUGAGCUCCGAGAUGCCACGUCCUACCCUAAAUUGUGCCUCCAGAACUCAGAGUGGCUGCUCUCAGAUCAACACUUUCUCAAGGUGCAUUACCCCAAAUUGGAAGUGUCCGAAGACUGCCUGUACCUUAACAUCUAUGUGCCCGCCCAUGCGGACACCGGCUCCAAGCUCCCCGUCAUGGUGUGGCUCCCCGGGGGUGCCUUCGAGACUGGCUCAGCCUCCAUCUUCGACGGGUCCGCCCUGGCUGCCUAUGAGGAUGUGCUGAUUGUGACCACCCAGUACCGGCUAGGAAUAUUUGGUUUCUUCAACACAGGGGACCAGCAUGCUCGGGGGAACUGGGCCUUCCUGGACCAGAUGGCCGCCUUAACCUGGGUCCAGGAGAACAUCGAGUUCUUCGGUGGGGACCCACGCUCUGUGACCCUCUUUGGCGAGUCAGCGGGAGCCAUAAGUGUUUCCAGCCUUAUUCUAUCCCCCAUGGCGAAUGGCUUAUUCCAUAAAGCCAUCAUGGAGAGUGGGGUAGCCAUCAUCCCUUUCCUGAGGGCCCCCGAUGAUGAGAGGAAUGAAGAUUUGCAGGUGAUCGCGCAUGUCUGUGGUUGCAACGCAUCAGACUCCGAGGCCUUGCUGCAGUGCCUGAGGGCUAAAUCCCCCGAGGAGUUGUUGGACAUCAACAAGAAAACCAAGUCUUUCACUCGAGUGGUUGAUGGUUUUUUCUUUCCUGAUGAGCCUCUAGACCUAUUGACUGAAAAAACAUUUAAUUCCGUUCCUUCUGUCAUCGGAGUCAAUAACCACGAGUGUGGCUUCCUGCUGCCCAUGAAAGAGUUUCCUGAGAUCCUCGGGGGCUCCAACAAGUCUCUCGCCCUGCACUUGCUACACACAGUCCUGCACAUCCCCAACCAGUAUUUAUACCUUGUGGCUGAUCAAUACUUCUCCAACAAGCACUCCCCGGUUGAGAUACGAGAUAGUUUUCUGGACUUGCUUGGAGAUGUGUUCUUUGUGGUCCCUGGGGUGGUCACAGCUCGAUAUCACAGAGUGAGAGGGAGUUCUCAAGAAUGUGUGGGAUAUAACCCUGCACACUGA
This is a messenger RNA of Leptonychotes weddellii (Weddell seal), 1476 nucleotides long. NCBI's taxonomy places the organism in Eukaryota, Metazoa, Chordata, Mammalia, Carnivora, Phocidae. The record is from RefSeq and is a predicted model, not a curated record.